AUAAAUGAUUCAGUCGUACUUCAGCUUUAAACGGCAAAGCACGUUCCAGUCUCGUUGCGAUCAAUCAACUUGUUGUUAACAAAACAAAAUAGCUAUGGCCUUCAACAAAGAUGAAAUGCACGCACCGACUUGGUUGAAUGAUAGGUUUCUGGAAAAGGCUCUGAAACAAUCGGAGAACGACUCGGCAUUAGUUGUGACAGAAUAUAAAAUUGUACCCGGUAGCCGCCCGGGUGAUCAUUAUGCGAGUAUCAUCUUUCGUGCUAGCGUUUCGUUCAAAAGCCGUGGAAAAAACAACGAAAUAUCGUUGAUCGUGAAAACCAUUCCAGAAGCUGAUGGGCUGAAGCGGGAUUUACUGAAAAAUGGUGUUGUCUUCAAGACCGAAACCAUCAUGUACACUACCGUGAUUCCUGAGAUGCAACGACUGUUCCGGUCGGUGGGUGAUGAAACGGAGCUUGGACCAAGACUUUUAUACGCGUCCAAGGAACCACAUCUAGUAAUGAUAUUCGAAGACCUAGCAAAACGCAAUUACGGUAUGAAAAACAACCAACUAGACCUGCACGAUGCUAAAAUAGCUUAUAGUAAACUGGCAAAAUGGCAUGCGGCAUCUAUGUUUCUGGCCGAUACGAUUCCGGUAAUUAAAACUCUUGAUAAAGGUAUUGGAGCUAUUGCAAACGAAGAUUUCGAAAAUAUCUGGACUGCUAAUAUUAGCCUGCUGGCUAAGGUCUGCCGCGAAUGGAGCGGAUACGAAAUGUACGGUGAUCGAGUGGACAGCCUCAAAAAGGAUAUUCAUGAAAAGAUUAAAGACAUAUACCGGUUCAAUGAAUCAACGUCAUACAAUGUGUUGAAUCAUGGAGAUUUUCACUUUAAAAAUAUGAUGUACAAAGUUGUCGAUGGAAAAACGCAAGAUAUACUUUUGCUGGAUUAUCAGGUCAGCGUGUGGGGUAGUCCUGCCAUCGACGUAAUCUACUCUCUAUACAAUAUGUGCUCUUCAGAAACAAGGGAUAACCAUCGGAACGAGUUAAUCAAAUUCUAUUAUGACCAGUUCGUGGCAUCGCUGAACAAAUUUGGAUAUCUGGGCAAAAUUCCCCCACUAAUCAAUCUUCACGUCGAAAUUCUGAAAUGUGGUCAUCUGGAAACCUUCUUAUCGGCGGCUUUCCUUCCUUUUAUGAUAUUGACGUUCGAAGAACUCAUAGGACAAGUAAACAAAGACGAAGGAUUCGAAAUGUUUGAUCCCAGCGAUCCCGAAAAGAUGACAGAGAUGAUGUUAGGCAGCUAUCGAAACCCAAAGUACGCUGCUAUAAUGCAGAAAUACCUACCGAUAUUUAUGCAUAAAGGUUUUCUGGACCUAUAGAAAAAGAAAUAUAGUGUUUUAAUGUUUUAAAGUAACACAAAUAUCUAACAUUCAAUUUAUAUCGUUCAUCAUUGUAUACAAAACAUUCGGAUAAGUCUCAUUCGCUAUCACAGUUCGUCAAUUUAGUUAGGAGAUGAGUAUUGUUGUUGAGUUCUCAUUGCAAGCAAGUUUUAAUAUUUUUUUCAUAAUAUGCAAAUUCUGUAGUUACCGAAGUAUCAUUUCUU
Messenger RNA from Malaya genurostris, 1575 nucleotides. RefSeq lists its product as uncharacterized. Bases 95 to 1351 code for a protein of 418 amino acids. NCBI's taxonomy places the organism in Eukaryota, Metazoa, Arthropoda, Insecta, Diptera, Culicidae. The record is from RefSeq and is a predicted model, not a curated record. The transcript has 5 exons.